This is a messenger RNA of Lathyrus oleraceus (garden pea), 1066 nucleotides long. RefSeq lists its product as uncharacterized. The record is from RefSeq and is a predicted model, not a curated record. Bases 142 to 1002 code for a protein of 286 amino acids. The transcript has a single exon. NCBI's taxonomy places the organism in Eukaryota, Viridiplantae, Streptophyta, Magnoliopsida, Fabales, Fabaceae.
UAUGAAAUUUACCUUAAAAUAUGAAUAUUCUUUCACCUUUACUUUUGUAUUACUUGGAUACCAAGAAAAUGUAAAAUAAAGCUAUAUAUAGUUAGAUCAAAUCCCACUUCACUUGCAUUAACCUCUUCUUCCUCUUACACCAUGGCUCCAAAAAUCUGGGAUAUUCUCUCUGAAACUAAACGCAUAAUAGAUGCUCAACCUCGUCACUACCUCACUCUCACCCUAAUCUUUCUCUUACCUCCCUCUUUCGUCUCUCUUCUCUUCAACUUCCUUGUCAAAUACCUUCAACAACAACAACCACCACCACAACCCACCUACCCCAUCUUAAUCAUCUCCCUAGUUUCUAUCCUCUUCCUCCUCAUUUCUUCCAUCUUCACCUUAUGUGCCAUCAUCUCGAUCACUUAUAGCAUCUACCACUCCUUUUUCAAUCAACCCAUCAAACUCAAAGAAGCCUUCAAAUCCGUCUCCACUUCCUUCUUCCCUUUACUCGCCACAGACAUCAUCAUCUUCACCAUCUUCUUCAUCGUCAUUCUUCUGUUUGCACUUGUCAUUGGAGCUGUCUCGUUUCUCAUCGCUUAUGUAGCCGGUGUUGACCUCCAAGCUAACUCUUUCUUGGUUAUGGUUUCAUUAAUGCUUGUUUUCCUAACUUUUAUGCUGUAUCUUGGAGUUCACUUGAGCUUGGUGAAAGUUAUCGUGGUGGUGGAAUCAGUUUGGGGUUUUGAACCAUUGAGAAGAAGUUGGAAAUUGGUGAAAGGAAGGAAGAGGUUGAUCUUGUCAGUCUCUUCCUUGUUUGGAUCCUUGCAAUCGAUGUGGGUGUGGUUAACUGGUUAUAACUGGGUACUGAUUUUAGUGUUUUCUCCAAUAGUUGCUAUGCUUUGGCUUUACAGUAUUGCGGUUCUUACGGUGUUGUACAUUUACUGCAAGGAGAAAAAUGAGAAGCUAGCAGAUGAAGAAUUUGGGAAGGAAAAAGACGAGGCUAGCUUGCCCCUAAUUACAUCUUAGAAUUGGUCAAAGUUGUGUGCAAUUUUGGGUUUGACACAGAGAUAUACAACAUUGAAUUAAAAUA